AUGUCGGACGACGAGGAAAACAUCAGAAGUCUAGAAGACGACAAUGUCGAGGAAGCACUUCCCGAUUGGGGGCUAGUCAGUGGGAAAAGUACCUGGAAGCACGACGAACAGUUGCCCAAGCGCUCAGAAAAAUACUUUGACCACGACGGCUCGGAAACGCAGAGCUCGGAUCUUAAUCGGGCAAGGGGCCAGAUGUACGACGCGCUUCUGUGCAUCCGAGGUCAUCUUGUAAGGCAGAUAUUAGUUGCAGUGUGGAUUCCCCAACGGAAAAUGGCGUUGGUUCCGCAUGCCAAAGGCGCCUUUUUCAAGGAUAUGGGGACAGCCCAUGUUUUCAAGCGCAAGACUAAGUUGCUGGGCAUGUGGCUCACUCCAAUAGAAACGGUGUACCUAACCGAAAGAGGCUCUUUAAUCACGUAUUUGAGCAAUGAGGACUUUGCACGCUUUAUCGAAGAUGACUCGCUCACCUUUGACUACAACAGUCUCAGACAGCUUCCGAUGUCGUACUUGUACUCAUUGGCGUUUGGCGGGGACCCAGAUUUGAUUGACAAGUACCAGGUCUUUGCUCUUUUAAAACGGUUGGGCUACAUCGUUCUCGAAUUCCAGCAGUAUUGGCCGCAGCUUGAAAGUUGGCACGACAUCCACAAGGAGAAAACAUCGUUGUUUUCGAGAGCCCAGAGCUUUUUCUCUCUGCUUGGUUUCCACAUGCGCAACUCGCUCUCUUCCACUUCAUUCUAUUCCAAACACACGCAUUACUUCAACUACACAAAGAUAUUUGAGUCGCUUCGACUUAUUCCCACAUACACUGCAUUCGAGACUCUUGAAUCUCGGCCUCCCAUCGCCGACCCAAAAUAUGCCCUUCAUUUCAACGUAUGGAAACCCACACCUUCAUUCAGUAAAAAACACCCACCUCCUCCAGAUUUCCAAAUCGUCAUUGCCAACGUUGCAAAGACUCCAUUUCCGUCCUUGUCGGCGAUCCAGAGCUUGUGGAACCAGCUCAAUUUCUCGUUUGUACCUCCCCAGAAGCCAGCGCCCAAAGCUGCACCGGGCAAAAAGAAGAAACCAGCUCCUCCAACGAAAAAGGAGUUGCAGAUGCAACGAAGAAAGGCACGCGAGGAAAAACUAGAUCCUCGGAUCGUGCAAAGAAACAAUUACCUAAAGUUGAGAGAUACAAAGCUCAAAAACGGCUCCACAGGAAGAUGUGUUGUUCUCGCCACUAUAGACAGUGGAAUCAUCACUUUCAACUCUCUCAACGAAACAGAGUUCUCUUUGAAAAGCCAGCAUAGUCUUAAAGACUUGAAUGCUAUAACGACGAAACCUCUGCAUGGGGUUGUUUGGAACGAGCCAAUAAAGCUCUAG
Molecule: messenger RNA, 1356 nt
Organism: Clavispora lusitaniae ATCC 42720
Lineage: Eukaryota; Fungi; Ascomycota; Pichiomycetes; Serinales; Metschnikowiaceae
Product: tRNA splicing endonuclease subunit
Biological process (GO): tRNA-type intron splice site recognition and cleavage
Cellular component (GO): tRNA-intron endonuclease complex
Source: RefSeq, a predicted model, not a curated record